UUCUCAUGUCUCUGUUCCGCCAGCACCUCCGAGGAGGCCUGUGGAUCAUUGUGUGUCGAGAAAAUAACACCAGCUGUUUGUAUACAUUGCAAUAGUCAUGAUGCAAUUCUCACCUUGCGAGGCAGGAGGAGUGCUCCUGAAACUUGUUGUGUUGUGGAUAACGACAGAUGUUUCCGCCACUGAGUCCGAUUUCUGCGCGAUGCUAAAGAAGACAUUGAAAAAUACUGGAGACGUUAGAGUUUUACCCCCUCUAUCACUAUCCUCACAAAUGCUGCUCACCAGAACGGCUGGUUUCUCCCUGUGGUGCGGAAGAAAUGGAACGAUCGUCGCAGCUAGGUACUCGACCACGGCAAGGGAAAGCCUAGAACUUGUCGUCCAGUUCUCCAUCGAUCUACUGGGGAUGGUCGUCGCGCUUUGGCUGUCACCGUAUUCCUGCCACACGGUCCAACCCAUGACUUGGCUAGCCGUUAUUGCCCUCCCUGUCCCAAGUCAACGCUAUAUGUGAUGUUCCGUGCAUCCAAGAUUUUUAUCAUUAGCAAGAGGGCUUCAUCAAUAUGCUCAUACCCAUUUAACAUUUGUGUGCUCCUAAUAGUUUCUUCAUCCAGCUUCAAUUCACCAGGUUGCACCACUGGGUGACCUGGCC
This is a messenger RNA of Suillus plorans, 643 nucleotides long. RefSeq lists its product as uncharacterized. The record is from RefSeq and is a predicted model, not a curated record. Bases 98 to 505 code for a protein of 135 amino acids. The transcript is spliced from 2 exons. Lineage: Eukaryota; Fungi; Basidiomycota; Agaricomycetes; Boletales; Suillaceae.